Messenger RNA from Diversispora eburnea, 171 nucleotides. Lineage: Eukaryota; Fungi; Glomeromycota; Glomeromycetes; Diversisporales; Diversisporaceae. The record is from the annotation of a GenBank genome assembly.
AUGGAAAAAGAUAAACCAUCAACUAACCCUAUGGUUCAUGAAAUUGAAGUCAAAGCUGAAGAUAUUAAGAAGAAACUUAAACAUGUGGAAACCCAAGAAAAAAGUAUCUUACCAACUAAAGAGGAUAUCGAACAAGAGAAGAAGGAUGAUGAUAAAAAUGAAUCGAAAUAG